AAAAGCUGUAUUAUUUAUGUAAAGCAUGGCAAUCUCUAUAGCCAUCUUGGACUGUGAUCUGCUCCUGCAUGGUCGAGGCCAUAAAACCCUGGACCGCUUUGACCUGGACUCUGUCUCAGACAACUUCCUCCUCACUCAAUUUGGCUUCCCCAGAGAGUUUAUCCUGUAUCUGGUGGAGUUACUCAGGGAGUCUCUGUGCAGACGUACCCAGCGGUCUCGAGCCAUCAGUCCUGAGGUCCAGGUGUUGGCUGCAUUGGGCUUCUACACAUCUGGCUCUUUCCAGACGUCUAUGGGAGACACUAUCGGCAUCAGCCAGGCGUCAAUGUCAAGAUGUGUGUCCAAUGUGACCAAAGCCCUGGUGGAGAAAGCUCCCCAGUUCAUCACAUUUAACAGAGAUCCCUCCAGCAAAGAUCAGACCUUCCAGGAGUUUCUGAGGGUUGCAGGAUUUCCAGGAGUUCUGGGGGUGCUGGACUGUGUUCAGGUUGCUAUCAAAGCUCCAAACAGCGAAGACUCGUCGUAUGUGAACAAGAAGGGCUUUCACUCUGUCGGCUGUCAGCUGGUUUGUGACGCCCGAGGGUUGUUACUCAGCGCAGAAACGCACUGGCCAGGUGGACUCAAAGACACUGAAGUUCUAGAAAGAUCUGCUCUCUACAAACAGCUGCAGGAAAUAUCAGAGGGCUGGCUGCUGGGUGACCGUCGUUAUCCUCUAAGAAAGUGGUUGAUGACCCCGGUGGAUUGCCCAGAAUCCCCUGCAGAGUUUCGAUAUAAUCUCGCUCACACUGCUACACAUGAGAUAGUGGACAGGACCUUCAGAGCCAUCCAGACCAGAUUCAAAUGUUUAGACGGCACCAAAGGAUACCUACAGUACUCUCCAGAAAGGAGUUCGUCCAUCCUGCUGGCCUGCUGUGUUCUCCACAACGCCUCCCUGCAAUCUGGAUUAGACGCCUGGACUCUGGAGAGAACGGACCCUCUGGAGCAGCCCGAGAGCCUCGAACAGAGACCAGAGGACCGCGACAGCCAGGCAGAGGAUCUUCGGAAACAGCUCAUACUCAAACACUUCAGCUAAACCACCGGCUGGACUCUUCAGUGUUACAGAGUUUACUAAAGACUAAGACAAGCAAAUC
Scomber japonicus (chub mackerel) is the source of this 1124-nucleotide messenger RNA. It is a transcript of the gene harbi1, whose product is annotated as harbinger transposase derived 1. The record is from RefSeq and is a predicted model, not a curated record. The transcript is spliced from 7 exons. Lineage: Eukaryota; Metazoa; Chordata; Actinopteri; Scombriformes; Scombridae. Bases 26 to 1066 code for a protein of 346 amino acids.